GGUGAGUUGAACAAGUUCCGGAUUAUCGGGCAGUAGCGAUAUUAUUGAAAAAGCAUUGGUGAUGGUUAGGGAGACAAGCGACCUGGAGAUCGACCAUGGCAUCCUUCGCCCUGCUCCACUCCUCUCCGCCUCCUUUUUAUUCUCUGCGCCACGGCGCCAUGAACCUUCCUAGGGUUUUGAUUUCUCUCCACGGCGGCGGCAGCGGCGGACUCUGUCGUGGAUCUCCCAACCCUGGAACCACCCGCUCCGAAGAAAUAGGAACUUGCAGGGCUAGUCAAGCUGUUGACUUGUUUCCAUCUGUGUGGCCUGAAGUUACGGUUCGAGAUGCACGACUAGAUGACUGUUGGGAAGUGGCGGAUACCCAUUGUAGCUGCUUUUUCCCAGAGUAUUCAUUCCCCUUGGAUCUUGUUCUGAGGAUUGAUCGGUUUGUGGGGUUGCUUUCUGGGUUCUCAGUUCCUCCAGGUUGUAUGAGAACAUGUCUUGUUGCCGUCACUGGUAGUCCAGUCAAUGAUGACCUGUACAUUGGGUGUGAGGGUCUUAAAUUUGGCAGUUUUGAAGGAAAAUUCAGCAUUAACAGAAGAUCUGUAGCAGGAAUUCUUACAGUCGAUACAGUAGCUGAUUUCCUUCCUAGAAAGGGUCUGCUUCGCCAAAGAAGAACUGGAAUAGCAUACAUUUCAAAUGUUGCCGUCCGGCAAGGAAACCGGAGGAGAGGAAUUGCUAAGAUGCUUGUUGCAAAGGCAGAGGCCCGAGCCAGGAGUUGGGGUUGCCGGUCCAUGGCACUGCAUUGUGACAUAAACAAUUCGGCCGCUAUAAGAUUAUACAAAGGGCAAGGUUUCAAAUGCAUCAAAGUGCCAGAGAAUGCAAAAUGGCCCGAACCAAAGACUUCUCCAACCCUCCAAUUCAACUUCAUGAUGAAACUUCUAAACCCUACUACGAGUCCUUGAUCAGAACUAGUCAAAAAUCCCGGACCAAAGUCAGGGCCCUGAACUAUACCCAUGCAGUCUCGCGUCAUCGACACACACGGUGUAUACUUUCAUUGUCGCUAACAAAUUCAACCAAAUGUUACAAGUAUUUAUUCCUUGUGUAGGAUUGAGUGAUUAAAGUCUUUCAUCGUGUUGAAUUGGGAUACAAAAGAAGUUAAUUAUUACACCAUUAGGGUCGAAUUAAUUGAAAGGUUGUAAGAUCAUGGCAAAAUACUGACUGGAGAUGCAAUUUGCUAGGGAUCAAAAUCAGAUUUUCAAUCAA
Zingiber officinale is the source of this 1245-nucleotide messenger RNA. RefSeq lists its product as uncharacterized. The coding region runs from base 96 to 944 and encodes 282 amino acids. The record is from RefSeq and is a predicted model, not a curated record. Gene Ontology annotation, molecular function: N-acetyltransferase activity. Gene Ontology annotation, biological process: N-terminal protein amino acid acetylation. Gene Ontology annotation, cellular component: chloroplast. Lineage: Eukaryota; Viridiplantae; Streptophyta; Magnoliopsida; Zingiberales; Zingiberaceae. The transcript is spliced from 3 exons.